ACCACUGAGCCUGCGCGCCUAGAACCUGCACUCUCUGCAACCAGAGAAAGCCUGUACGCAGCAAUGAAGACCCAGUGCAGCCAAAAAUAAAUAAAUCUUUAAAAAAAUAUAUAUAUUCCCAGAUCCUGCCUUUGCUGUAUCAUCCCGUCCUGUCCAUCCUUAUCUCCCAUUUGGAGAAUCGGAGCAGCCUCUUGCUUCCUGUCCCCCCACGCAAAGCCAGAGGGACCCUGUGGGCAGCUGCGUCAGGUCACGUGCCUCCCUGCUCAGAGCCCUCCUGUGGCUCCAUCUCCCUGGGGGGGAAAGACAAGUCACUGUGGUCCCCGGGACCCCCGAGAACUGCCCUCUACCUUCCCCUUCUUCCAGCCUCUUUCCUGUUGUGCUCUGGGCAGCCCCCAACCUGCCUGCCUGUUCUCUCAGACUCAGUCCCAACUCAGGCCUCUGCACUUGCUCGACUCUUUCCUAUCCUAGCUAUUCUUCCCGUAAAUCUUGUGCAGUUGCCUGCAUUUUAUCCCUCAGGCCUUAGCCCACAUGUCACCUCCUCAGAGAGGGCUCCCUUGACCAGCCUGGCCAAAGUAAACCCCAGCCUCUAGCUGCCGUGCUCCUGUGAUGCGCCACAGCCAUUUCCUCCUUGCUUUUCUUUUUUUUUUUUAAUAUUUUUUAACUGAGUUGGGUCUUGGUUGCAGUGUGGAGGCUUCUCCCUAGCUGUGGUAAGCAGGCUUCAGAGCACAAGGGCUCAGGUGCCUCAUAGCAUGUGGGAUCUUAGUUCCCUGAUCAGUAAUCAAACCCAUGUCCCUUGCAUUGGAACAUUAGAAGGCAGAUUUUUUUUUAAUUUGGCAGCCUCUGGUCUUAGUUGCAGUGUUAAUCUUACUUUCAGCAUGCAGGAUCUUUCACUGUGGUGCGCAGAUUCCCUAAUUGUGGCACAGGUGGGCUUCAGAAGUUGCCUUGAAGGCUUGGUUGGCCCCAGGGCAUGUGGGACCUUAGUUCUCCGACCAGGGAUCGAACCUGUGUCCCCUGCAUUGCAAGGCGGAUUCUUAACCACUGGACCACUAGGGAAGUCCCUCCUCCUUCCUUGAGUGUUGUCGUCUUCCCUUUCUCAAAUGUCCACUCCAAGAGGCCAGGGAGGUUUGCCUGUAGCCUCAUUCUCUGUUGUAGCCCCAGGGUCUAGAAGAGGGCUGGACGUAACAGUGUGUGUCCAAUAAAAAUGACUGGGAUGAAGGAGCUCAGGCCUCUGUAGUUCUCCAUGCCAGGCAUCACCCAAGCUAACAUGUAUGUGCAUUACUUUAAUCUUUCCCAUCAGGCUGUGGAAUAGGUUGUCACCAGCCCCGUUUCACAAGUAACAGGUCUUGCAUCCAAGCAGUUGUCCCAGGGCUGCACUGCUGGUAGUGGAGGAGCUGGGACUCAGGUGAGGUCCAGUUAUAACUCCAAGAAAGUAGAUUUAUGAGACCGGUUUUCCAGAGGAGAAUAUGGACAAGGGAAGGCAAGGUGUUGCCUGAGGUCUGUAAGUGGUUGCCUCUGGACUCAGAGCAUGUCCCACCUCCCAGUGGGGCCUUAAGCUCAUCAUGCUAUCGUGCUAAGUCACCUCAGUCAUGUCCACUUCUUUGCCACCCCGUGGACUGUAGCCUGUCUCUGUCCAUGGAAUUCUCCAGGCAAGAAUACUGAAGUAAGUAGCCAUUCCCUUCUCCAGGGUAUCUUCUGACCCAGGGAUUGAACCCGGGUCUCCUGCAUUGCAGGCAGAUUCUUUACUGUCUGGGCCACCAGGGAAGCCCCAGUCAGACCCUGUUUAUCUAGGAAGAGAAGCCCCCACCCUCCAAGCAGGCAUUCAGGGGCCGGAAGCUGGAGAGGAGGGUGCAGGGCAGUGGGGCCCCCAUGAAUAAUUGAGGGUCUCAGACAGGUCUCUCUCCGCCCCACAGCUGUUGCCCUGCCUCAGGCGGGGAGGGGGAGGCGGUGACAUCACUUCCUCCUCUGUGGGGGCCAGAGUUCCUCCCUCUGCCCCGGGGAGGGUGGGCGUGGGUUAUAAGGAGCUGCCACCCUGGCCGCACAGCACCAAGGACCUUGGUCUGGACACCCCACCAUGCAGCGCCGAGGGUCCACCUUGCUGCUCUUGCUGGUGCUGCCUGCUCUGCUGGUGCUGCUGUUGGGGGCUGCCACCGCGGCUCCCCUGGCACCCAGGCCCUCCAAGGAGGAGCUGACGCACUGUCUGGCAGAGGUGGUCACAGAAGUGCUGAUGCUGGGCCAGGCCAGGCAAGGCCCCUGCCUGGCUCUCCUCCACAGAGAAAUGUGUGAGACAGAGUCCUCUGGCUGUCGGCCCACUGCAGAGAACGGCCUCCUGGUUGGGGAUUUUAAAAAGCCAGAGGCUGGGAAGACGCGGUCCAGCCAGGAGGUGAGGGAUGAGGAAGAGGAGGAGGCGGCAGAAAGGACGCACAAGUCCGAGGUGCGGGAGCAGGCCGUCCGUGAGCAGCUCCACAGCCGGCUCCACCAGGAGGACCACAAAGAGGAGGAAGAGGAAGAAAAGAAGAGAGGGCCCGUGGAGACCUGGGAGGGCCUGUGGAAGCAGCAUCUGGAGGGCAGCAGGGGCCCCCAGAAGCGGGUGGCAGAGCAGGCCAGCGAUGAGGAGACGACCCAGUUCGAGGCAGAGGAGAAGGGAGUGCAGGUGCUGGGUGGGGGUCGCAGCCUGUGGCAGGGGGUCGAGGCGGGUGGAGAGAGACAUGAGGACCGCCACCACUUCCGCCAGCCAGAAGCUGAGCCCCGGUGGGAGCAGAAGGAAGAGGCUUCGACCAGGGAGGGGCACCAUGUGGAGCGCCUGGAGCACAUGAGCGAUGAGCUGAAGAAGGCGACGGAGAUGCUGCGAGAGGAGCUCAGGAGGGGCGACUGACCUCACGUCCUCCUCCUUCCCCACACACCCUAUACGGCUUAGUACUGUUGACCCCCAACCUGUUACCCCAGCCUGCUCCCCAACCGGCAGGAGUGGGGAGAAGGGUGCGCCUUGAAACCAGGCCUGAGGGGCCAAGUCUGAGCUGGGUGGAGGGGCUGGGCUCCGCCUGACUCAGGACACAGCCCAGAUGCCCUAACACGCUCCAUCCCCCCACCCCGAGUGAAUAAAGCACAGAGAAAACCA
This is a messenger RNA of Cervus elaphus (red deer), 3115 nucleotides long. It is a transcript of the gene CCER2, whose product is annotated as coiled-coil glutamate rich protein 2. The record is from RefSeq and is a predicted model, not a curated record. Lineage: Eukaryota; Metazoa; Chordata; Mammalia; Artiodactyla; Cervidae. Bases 2072 to 2872 code for a protein of 266 amino acids. The transcript has 5 exons.